AUGGAAACUCCGCAAAGAGGAGCUCACAGGUUAAUCCAAGUGAUGCUGGUGAUACUAUUAAGAGAAAUUGCAGUACAUACCAGCCUCUCAAUUGUUACUGGCCGAGAAGUCAAAUUUGGAGACGACAAUGACCAGGACGACGAUGAUGACAAUGACACUAACAAUGGCCUUGAUGUCGAAAGUGACGAUGACGCUAACAAUGACGAUGACAACGACGACAACGAUAACGUUGGUAAAAGUGACGGAAAUGAGUGUGGUGUUGAUGAGUGUGAUGAUGAUAAUGGUGACUGUAAACGUGACGAUGACGACAGUGAUCCUGGUGAUGGCAAUAAUGGCGGCAACGACGACAAUGAUGAUGAUACUAACAAUAACCUUACUAACAAUGACGAUGACAACGACGACAACGAUGACGGUGGUAAUAGUGAUGGAAAUGGUGACCGAAAACGUGACGACGAGGACGGUGAGCUUGGUGAUGGCAAUAAUGGCAGCGAACACGACGGGACAGGGUAG
Messenger RNA from Pocillopora damicornis (cauliflower coral), 510 nucleotides. RefSeq names its product prostatic spermine-binding protein-like. Lineage: Eukaryota; Metazoa; Cnidaria; Anthozoa; Scleractinia; Pocilloporidae. The record is from RefSeq and is a predicted model, not a curated record.